CGCAUGUGGUGAGAGAGCGCGCGCGCUCGCGCGCCCGGGCGAGCGAGCGAGCGAGAGAGGGCGGCCGUGUAUUCGGCAUUGCCAUUUCUCUGCGCGGCUGAGCGUGUGUGAAGUGCUACUCUGGAUUAUUCUUUCUUUUUUAUUUAUGAUCAACAAAAGCGAGGUGCGCGGUGAUGAAAGAGAGGUAAGCUACCACCUCCAGAAGAACCCGAUCUUCUGAGAACCCAAAAAAAGAUCUCCCGAGGAAACCCAGCCUUCUCCAAGACAACCCAACGGUCUCUUCGUAAAAAAAAAACCCAACCUUCUCCUGAGGAACACAGCCAUAUCCUCCAGAAGAACCCAACCUUCUCGCUAAGGACCCAUCCAUCUCCGCCUGAAGAACCCGACCUUCUCUUGAAGAUCUCAGCCACCUCCUCCUAAAGAAUCAACCUUCCUGAAUUAGGAAUUUUACCUCUAGAACUCGACCCUCCCCUGAAAAACCCAACUUUCUCCUGAAGAGUCCAACCACCCCUUCUGGAAGAACCCAGUCAUUUCCUCCUGAAGAACCCAAAGAGCCCCCAGGACACUGACAGUAACUGAGAGACGCCUUCGGGAACUUAUUUUUGGAAGCGGAGGACAAGACCGUGGGAAAAAUAUGACAGAGGAGAGACAAUAAAAGCCGCAAAACCAUAACGUUUUUGGACCUACUCGGUUUGGAAGCUGAACAAAACAGCUCUAUGAUGCAAGUCUUUAGGGACACUGGGCUGGACUCUCGGCAAGGAGAUGCUGUGAAUAAAUGACACACUUUUUAUUCUCUCUGUGUGCCAUCCUCAGUUCAGUGGGUUCUGCUGGAAUAAACAAUAAUUAGAGCCCGAGUGCUGAUCUCAUAUUCAUGUUCUGAUUUAUUUCUCUGGGAGAGUGUAGGUGGGUGGGAGAGCUGGGAAACGAGCAAAAGGGUCGAAUACCCAAGUGGGACGUAGUGGGCUGUUCUGUCGUUUUGUUUCUCCAAACUUGGUGCUGGACGCCAACUUUGCGCUCUGCGAUCGGAGAUCGGGGAUGUGACCUCGCCAUUCCCGGCGCGUGGCGUGGCGCGCGGGCUUGCGCAUCGGAGGACUCGUCUCCAUCUCCCCAGUGAUGACUCCCUGCCCCCUUCUCCUCUUCCUCCUCCUCCUCCCCCUCUGCAUGGUGGGCUCCGCUUCCACCGAGGAGGAGACCCCUCCUCGGGGCUGUUCUCCCGACUUACAGCGGCCGUUCCGGGUCCUGUGCGACUUGGAGGCGGUGUGGGGCGUAGUGUUGGAAGCGGUGGCAGCAGGCGGGGUGCUGGCGGCGCUGUUGCUGUGUCUGGUCCUGCUGUUCCGGCUUCGGCACAUCACCGAGGCGGAGAAGCGCAGCGGGGUGGCGCCGCUACUCCUACUGCUGGCAGGCCUAGUGGGCCUCUUUGGACUCAGCUUUGCCUUCCUUAUCGAGCACGACGAGCACCUCUGCGUUGUACGCCGCGCCCUCUGGGGACUGCUCUUCGCCCUGUGCUUCUCUUGCCUGCUGGCGCAGGGUGUGCGGCUGCAGCGGCUGGCGCGAGGGAAGCGGAGCCCCGGUGGCAUCAUCCUGGCGGGGCUGGCGCUGGGGCUCACACUGGUGCAGGGUAUCAUUGCGGCUGAGUGGCUGCUGCUGACCGUGGCACGCCAGGGUCAAGCAGCGUGCCAGUACCUGCCGCUGGACUUUGCACUGGCCUGCAGCUAUGUGGUGCUGCUCCUGCUGGCGGCACUGGUGACCUCAGCCUGUGCUUUGUGUGGGGGCGAGCGCCCGUGGCGCGGAUGCGGCCUCUGGCUCUUCCUGGCCUGUCUGGCUUCAGUGAUGCUGUGGGCCGCCUGGCUGGGCUUCUAUCUCUAUGGUAACGCAGCGCUGGGCCACUCGCCCGACUGGGAUGAGCCAGCCCUGGCUGUGGCACUGGUCGUGCAGGGCUGGCUGUUGCUGCUGCUCCACGCCAUCCCCGAAGCCCACUCCUGCCUACGCCCGCCACCUCCACCCUCUGCCCCCGACUACUUUGACGCAACAGAGCCGCCACCCCGACUGAGGGAGACCAGCUUCUACGAUGACCUUCCGCUGCAGUACAUGGAGAACCAGGCGUUCUCCUUUGAUGAGCACAGCUCAGGUAUUCCGUAUGCAGCUCUGAGGUCAGGUGUCCACCGCAACGGGAACCUGGGGAUCCGCAGCGGACCGUUUCGCAGCAACGUCUACCAGCCCACCGAGAUGGCGGUAGUCCUGAACGGUGGCACGGAAGCUCACUGCCGCUGCCCCAGCAUGUACCACUCCCCACCAGGGAUGCUCCAUGACUCACACUGGAGAUACUGCCCCUUUGGAGGAAAUAGAUACCAACUGCACCCCCCAACUACACAGGGAGGCAGCUGUGGUGAGCGUGGGGCUGGAGACCAGGGAGGAAACCAGUCGGAGGGACUUUUUUUGGACGCCAACAAGAACCCCAUGCACUACUUUGUGUUGGACAAAGAAAAAGACUGAAUGAUUCAGCCAAAGGGGGUGGAGGAGGUGGCGACAAGCGUGAGAAGACCCUGCCGACUGGAGCGGGAGGAUUACCAGUUUGGACAAAUUUACCUGCAAAGAUGAUGGGGGAAAAAAAAUCAUUCAAAAACUUAAGCAGGAGUAAAAUAAAUCUCAGCAUUUCGCAAGUUAGGAUUACCUUUGGUUUAGGUGUCUUUUUUCCCCCAAAUUGAAAACGUGAAAAAAUCAGUCCCUUAAAUAAAUCAAUGCCUAGGACUUAUUUUAAACUUGGAAUUUACUGAUCAUUAUGUAAUAUCAAAAUGAAAUUUACAUGACUGGGUCAUUAACUAUGUUUUUGCACUCUUUCCAUCACCAAUCAGAAGGUUUUUGAACGGAAGUGGAAGUGUUUCAAAAUGCACGCCCAGCACAUCCAGGAAUCAAAGUGCCAAAAAAGGCUACGGAUUUCAUGGACUCGUAUUCCCCCGGUGAAGGUGAACACAACCGGGGCAACUCCCUGACCUUAGGAUGUGUGUGACUCUGUAUCAUACUACAUCUGAAUGUUGUCUGGCACUCAACGAUUGGAAUGGUGUCAUCCGGCACUGAAAUGCGUGUACGUGUGUGUUUUUGUGUGUUUUAGGUAUAAUGGGCUCUAUGAUAACAGUACCCAUCCUGUUUCCUCCAUCUUUCUCCAGGACGUUGACACCUGAACUAUGGCGCUUGAUUAUUUUUAAAGCCCGUCCUUCCUGUUAAAGCUUUCCCUGGGAUGACCUCAGGUCACGGAAAGAGGUGGUUCGGUGCACCUCCCAUUCCUGCGCUUCGCCCAUGAGUGCAAUGGGGAGCUGUCCUGAUUCAAUAGGGACGGAAAUCAUAACUCAGCUGGACAGCUGAAGAGUGGAGGUGCCCGUAAUGAGGAAAGAGACAUUUUCAUUUAUUUUGACAGUUGCUGCCAGCGGCCCCCCUCGGAGGAAUCAAGGCCAUAUUCAUACAUGCAAUGCGUUGAAAGGACUUUAUUUUUCUGCCACCAUGAAUGCAUAUAAACCAGCAGCACAUUGAGUAUCAUGUCAAGUGUAUUGUUCCGGCACAUUCUCUGUGUUCGGGGCAGUACUGUACUUUGGCGAGUCAGUCCACUUGGGUCACAACUUGGAGUCUGGAAGCAUCGUCAAUGGAUAUAGGAUGUAAAAGAUACGUCACUUCUGGUUGUGAAAUGAAUCUAUGAUCCGGGAUCGAGCUACAAUGUUGGACCCACGACAAGGCGGACGAGUCAGAUGUCCCUGUCCUCUUUUCCUCACACUGUCACUGGAUCUUUAGCUUGUGAGCUUUUUUGUUUCUGUUUUGUUUAAUUCAUUUGAAAAUAUGAGGUAAAAGCAUUUGAAAAUAUGAGUGGUGGUUUAGCAAUACUGAAAUAAAACAUGGAGAAAGAUAUACAAGACUGUAACGCAGCAAAGAUGCUACUUUAAAUUUCACUGAUGUCCAUCAUAAAGGUUUGUCUUUUGAUUUAUCGUGUCAUCAAUGCAUGACCCUUAGCGCAGAUCAGUGCCAAGAUGGAGAUACCUAGAACUCACAGAAUAACCCAAAAGACAAAUCAGUACUUCCAUUAAUAAUAGAAAUUUGCAGCGAAAGAUUGAUUUAUGUGAUCCAGUUAUUAAAUCAUUUUCGGACAUCCAUUUUUAGCAUGUCGCUCGCUGCCAGCUGACUUGAGCUUCUAACGUAUGCAAGAUAAAAAUGGACAAAUUAUGACUGGCGCUUUUUUGAAUGAUGCAGUUGUGAUUAUAUUUAGAUGACUAUAUUUCUAAAAUGUGUAAUACUGUUUUCCUAUUUACUAUUUUCUUACCUUGCCAACAUAAUUGUGUCCUAGUUCUCCCACCGUCCUUGAUUGCGUUGCGUUUAUAAGACAAGUACACAUCAGGGUUGUGUUUUGCACUUUAUGGGAUGAUGGGAAACUGUCUGUACUCAGAUAUUAAAGGCAGGGACAGAGUGAAAAACUCCCCACACACACCUCUGUCUUGGGUAAUCCAAAUCUUAUGCAUUUGACUGACAGUAACCCUAUAUGACAAAGAAAAUUCUAUAGCUUUAAUCACAUAUGCAGAAGCUCAGCGAUCUCAGUGAUCACACCAUUGCCUCCAUAUGUCCCCCACGCUUGAAUGAUUUUUCAAUCACCAUUCAAAGAAAAUGAAAUGUAUGUUUGCAUUGGUUCAAAGUAGUAUUUUUUGAGCAUAAGGUGACAUUUGAGGGUUUAUUAAAUAGCUGACGAGAUUUUUGAAGCAGCUUUUUAAGUAGGCGUGGUUUCAGUGGGCGGGACCCAUCUUUGCAGCCAAUCAUGUGCCAAGGGGGUGUGGUUACCGACCAUAAUACUGAGCCAACGUAGGCAAGCUGUGUGUUCUGGCGGAAUUUGUUCAGCUCCGUCAAAAAGGCUAAAUUUGCACAGUUUAUUUUUUUCUGCAUAAGCACAUCAUCCCUACAUUACCUGGAUCCUCUAAUGCAACAGACCAUUUCUGUACGCUGAAGAUUUAUGUUCCCUGCUAACCUUCCAUCCGGUCCACACCACAGGUGGUUUGCAGAGGUGGUGUUUCUCCAACCUUUUAACCGCAGUGACAUGUGAUACUCACUUUUUCAGCGUAUUUCCCCAAGCAGGAAACUAAGUGUUCAAUCCUUGUAAAAAUUUCUUAG
Molecule: messenger RNA, 5139 nt
Organism: Scleropages formosus (Asian bonytongue)
Lineage: Eukaryota; Metazoa; Chordata; Actinopteri; Osteoglossiformes; Osteoglossidae
Product: G-protein coupled receptor family C group 5 member B-like
Exons: 5
Coding region: 1114-2493 (459 amino acids)
Biological process (GO): G protein-coupled receptor signaling pathway
Cellular component (GO): intracellular membrane-bounded organelle; plasma membrane; extracellular exosome
Molecular function (GO): G protein-coupled receptor activity; protein kinase binding; protein kinase activator activity
Source: RefSeq, a predicted model, not a curated record